AUGGCUUAUAGACGUAAUGCUGAACCCUAUUCUCCUGUUACUAUUAAUACAUCAUCCCCUUCGAUUCGUCAACAGCAACCAAAUCCUCCUACUCCACGACAAUCUCAAGCAUUAUUUUCGACUGUACCUUCUUUUCCUCUUCCAAUGACUUCUACUAAUUCUACUGCUAAUGGUUCUUCUUCUUCAACAAAUAUUACUCCUACUAAUCCAAAUAUUACAACAAACACUAUUAAUAAUAUUACAACAAACGCACCGGCAUUAUCACCUCCAUUAACUUCCACUACAUAUCGUACACAACAACAGCAGCAGUCAAUAUCAACUCCUUUACUAUUGCAACCACAAUUAUCACCUUUACUACCACCACUCCCGCCUCAUUUAUCACCAUCACAAUUAUCACCGUCAAUAAAAUCAGAACAAGUACAACAACAACAAAUCUCGCCUUUAGUACCGCCAUCAUCAUCGCAUCAACCACUUUUACCACCUUUAUCUCUACCACAACAUUACACUAACAAUAUUAAUAAUAACUUACACUCCAAUGCGCCACCACCAUCGUUAACACAUUCUUCUGCUUCUACUGUACACACUCAUACUCCGCCUUCUUCUGUUACUCCUUAUAAUAGUUAUCGCCAAAAUUCUCUAAUUCCCAUAAAGCAAACUACCUCGCCACCUUUAACUCCAUGUAUUAAUGGCUAUGAUGUUACUAAUCCUAACAAUAUUGCUAAUGCUCCUUGGUCACUUUACGGAUUAGAUUGGUCAAAAAGACCUGGUGAUGAAUCUUUUAGAUUAGCAAUAGGAAGUUUUAUUGAAGAAUAUUCAAACAAGAUUGAAAUAAUUACAUUAUCAGAACUUGCCUAUGAUGAUCCAUAUCUUCCACGUCCAAUGGCAUCAGAUUUUGUUAGAAUAGCUGAAGCAGAUCAUCGAUAUCCUAUAACAAAAGUACUUUGGGAACCAUAUAAAGGUGGAUCAACACCUGAUUUAUUGGCAACAACUGGUGAAUAUCUAAAAUUAUGGGAAAUUAUAGAUGAUGCUGGUGGAAAUAAUGUAGGGAAUACCAUUGGAGCAAAUCAUCAUCAUAUAGGAUUCAAACAGCAAAGACUUGUGGAAAGACAAGAAUUAAAAAAUCAAAAGGCAGACUUCAAAGCACCUUUAACAUCAUUUGAUUGGAAUGAAAUGGAUCCAUCAUUGGCAGUCACAUCUAGUAUAGAUACAACAUGUACUGUAUGGAAUGUUGAAACAGGUCAAGCAAAAACUCAAUUGAUAGCUCAUGAUAAAGAAGUUUAUGAUGUAGCAUUUCUUACAAAUGCAACUGAUGUUUUUGCUAGUGUUGGAGCUGAUGGAAGUGUAAGAUUGUUUGAUUUAAGGUAUGAACAUUCUACCAUACUUUAUGAAGCGUCAUCACCUCAAACUACAUUAUCAUCAAAAAUGUAUAAUCCACCAAAUAACAAUGAACUGCUUCGUUUAUGUUUCAAUAAAAUAGCUCCAACUUACAUAGCCACGUUUCAUAUGGAUUCAUCAGAAGUCAGAAUAUUAGAUAUUAGGUCACCAGGUGCAUUAGUGGCAGAGUUGGCUGGUCACAAGGCAUCUGUGAAUUGUGUUAAUUGGUCACCAAAUUCAUCAAAUAGUUUGUGUAGUGGUGGAGAUGAUUGUCAUGUUAUUGUAUGGGAUCUGGGAGAUUCGUCACCACCCAAAUUUCAUCAAGAUCCUUAUUUGGCUUAUAGAGCACCAGCAGAAAUAAGUCAAUUAAGUUGGAGCACUAAGUGUCCAGAGUGGAUAGCUGUAGUAUUUGGUGAUACUGUACAGGCAUUAAGAGUAUAA
Molecule: messenger RNA, 1815 nt
Organism: Entrophospora sp. SA101
Lineage: Eukaryota; Fungi; Glomeromycota; Glomeromycetes; Entrophosporales; Entrophosporaceae
Source: the annotation of a GenBank genome assembly